Molecule: messenger RNA, 5385 nt
Organism: Galleria mellonella (greater wax moth)
Lineage: Eukaryota; Metazoa; Arthropoda; Insecta; Lepidoptera; Pyralidae
Gene: zld
Exons: 1
Coding region: 687-3866 (1059 amino acids)
Biological process (GO): regulation of DNA-templated transcription
Molecular function (GO): RNA polymerase II cis-regulatory region sequence-specific DNA binding; DNA-binding transcription factor activity, RNA polymerase II-specific
Source: RefSeq, a predicted model, not a curated record
CUCGCACGCACGCCUCGGUGGGGGACGACGUUGCGAAUUGUUAUUGAAGUCAUGCCCCCGAAGGCGACUUCGGGAAGGCUGUCAGUUGCUUGUAAACGUUCGUUGCGUUCGUACCCGGCUGACCCGUGCCGGAUCCGCGCCGCGCCGCCUUCCUAUAAACUACAAACUACAACGUUAUCGCGCGAUCGGGUAUACAUAAACAAGUGCCAAGUUGAUAGAGACGCAACCGCUUCUGUGAUUUUAGUUCAUUAUAGACUAUUUAGACUUUGUACCUUAACAAUAAAUAAUCGUGGACUUUGCAAUAAAACUUUAUAAAUGGUAAAGUGAUUAGUGAGACGCUUUGAGUUACCGUUCGAGUGCCGGUUGUGUAUCGGUCCGCGGCCUGCGGCAAGUUUGUUGUGUCGUGCAGGUGUCGCGAUUCGCGAGCGUCGAGUGUUUACUGCGCGCACGUGCCCGCGCCACCGCCGCCCGCCCGCCUGCUGAAAUGCCGCGAAAAACUUUCUUCGAAAACAUUACCGUACUAUAAGUUAACUCGCGAGGGGAGACGCUCUGACCACGGCCAUGACUUUAACCUGUAGAGCUUGAUCGAGUGCGGACUACAUGUACGUCGACACGAAAAGUGUUGUUUUUUUAUUAUUUUUUUUUCGUUGGAGGAGACGGUGCUCUCCGUUGGAUUGAUGACUUAAAUGGCUAACAGCAGCACUGUAUCGUCGACCUUGCCGUCGAGGGAUUUUCACUGUAAGAUUUGCAGUCUCUAUUUAGACUCUGUUGAAUCAUUAGAGGUACAUCUACAGUACCAUAAAGAAAAUUUAUAUGUGAAGUGGGGCACGCAAAACUCACAGAAUGAUAGCGAUAAUAAUAACGGGGCAAAAGUGAAGAACGAAACUACAGUGUCGGCUCCUGCCGACUCCAGUGACAGCAUGAUUACCAAGCCAAGUCCAGAGUUCCAGCAGCGGGCAACCCCUGAAACUUCAGCUCAGUUCCCUCACCCUGCGACACCUCAAAGUUAUCACAGCGCACCGUCACCUUACCAGAAUCCAGAUCAAACAAACUUUUCACCAGGAGCACAAUUUGGUAAUAAUUUUUCGCAUUCUGGCUUUAAUCAAAAUCAACAUUCGGAUCAAAUUAACUGGGAACAAUCCCAAUAUCAAAGUCAAGAAUAUCAUAAACCUGCACGUUUUCAUCCAUAUAAUAUGCAAGAGCGGGUACCACAAGUGACUUCGUCCAGCCCAUUAUAUGGACAGCCACUGAACCAACCCACGCCGUCACCGUCACCGAACCAAUGUGAUAAGUGUGGCUUUGUUUGUGACUCUGCCGUCCAACUUAAUGAACAUUGCAAUUCAGCUCAUGCGGGUACCAGUACUGCACCGGCGGCAAGCUCACUACCAUUUCAACAAUUUACACCUAAACAAUAUAAUAAUUCCGGUUAUCAAAAUGAUAAUACAAAAAUAAAAGAAGAACACGAAGAAUCAUCAGAUAUACUAGAUUUAGAUUCUCAAAAAGUAGUUUAUCAAGGCAAUGAGGGUGAACAGCAGACAACCCCAUAUGAAGAAGCCCCAUCACAGGGUCGAGAAGUAAAUACCCGGACUGUGCCAAUGAUGCCCUGGGAGGUGCAAAAAUUGUAUACUAAUCCACAACUUAAUGGAGAUGUGUCCCUUUUUAAGGAUCAAAAAAUGUUUACUGAGCAAAAAACAUCUUAUACAUCAGAAACCAAAAUGUUUCACCCAGAACAAAAAUUUGCAUACUCUCAAGAAAAAUUUCUUUCUGGACAUCAUGACCAAAAAACAUUUAUGCACGUGGAACAAAAAAUUUAUCCAGGCGUACAAAUGCCUCCAUUAGCUGAAUAUCCAGGUUUAUCAUCUACAAAUCCCGAUAUGAAGCCACCAUAUCGUCCAUACGAUUCUUCAGCAGCACCUCAAAUAACGAGCACGCAACCGGCGAAUCCUACGUCAUCCACACUGCCCUCUAUUGGAGGAAAAGGCGCCAAUUGGAAAUCAAAUGAAGCAAGGCGGCCAAAAACUUACAAUUGCACCGCUUGUAAUAAAUGGUUUACGAGUUCUGGACAUUUAAAAAGGCAUUAUAAUACAACUUUGCACAAAAAUGCAGUGAGGUCAUCCGGACAACCAGACCCAGCAACUAUGCCCAUUUCAAGCCAUCAUCAUCCAAGUCGCGAUGCGAUUCAAGGUCGCGGGCAGCAGCAAACCGCCGACUCAAACACGCAGAGUCCGGUACCUUCGGAGGACGGACGCAGUGUAGACGAAGCCGCACUACAGUCGCCCUACGCAUCGCAGAACUUCGACCGCUCGCAUCGUGUCGCCACCAUGCAGUCCAAGUCACCAUAUACGCAUCUACAACAGGGUAAUUUAGAUAAUAAUUUUACCAAUAAUCCUUUAGCUAAUCACCCUUUACAGCACCAGGUCGGAUCGCAUCCGCUCAAUAUAGGUAGUCAACCACCGGGUAUAGGGAACCCAAACGAUAGUAGUCAUCAGGGGUCUAAAGGUACCACAAUAUCUUCGACUGGGAAUCCCCCAAACGGGGAAGCAGGUCCCUCUGUUUCUCAAAAUCACCAUAUGAGGGGCCUGCUAUCAGUAUCAACCAGCAAUAUUUCAACUCCAGCUCUAACUCAGAGUACGCCGGGGCUUACAGCUCACACACUGCCUCCGUUCAGUCAUUUGGGUGUCAACCCGUACAGUCCGAGGUCUACGGAUCCUUUGGGACCUUCGGUACCGGACCCCACGCACACCCCAUUAUAUUUGGGUCAGAAUUUUCAACAGACUAUAGCACCGAGUUACCCAAACGGGAUGGCCCCCCACGUUAUGGAUAUGGCUAUCAACAAUCUGCCUAUAGCCAAUCCGGCUACUUUUGGUGAAUCUGCACCUGAAGGAGUCGAAGUUAUGGAACAGGAAACGUCUAAUCAACCUGCCGGCGGACGCUUGCCAAGUUUCGCGCAGCUCCAAACGCAGAGCUUUAGCGUUUAUGUUUCAAACUAUGCAACACAGCCUAACGUGGGGGGUCAAGCUGUCGCUGACGAGUCGACCGCAGGAUAUAUUAUCGUUGAUCCAAUUAAUCCUACUUUACAAUAUAAUAAUAUUGAUAUAAAUGGACAAAACGUAGAUUACGAUUACAGUUACUCACCUAAACCUGUAAAGGAUAAUGAAAUAUACAGUCCUGAAAAUAUUAAAAUAUUGCGAUAUAGUUACCCGUUUGGUGGUAUAACAAUAAAACGUGAAAUUAAUGAUAUCCUGCGAACCGAUUCCAGUCAACUGCAAAUAUUAAAAAUUGAGGAUAUAAUGGAUUACGCUAACAAAGAGAAUUAUGGGUCCCAAAUGAAGUCUCCGGCUAGUCCAGAGAGCGCGAAGGCAGAAAAUGAAAGUCACGGAUCACCAUCUAUUACGUCAACGGUGAGCACACCUCUAACAGAGAGGAAUCAAGUGAAAAAUUCCGCCCCCGCAACUAUACACAAGUGUUAUGAAUGCGAUAAGUUCUUUAAUAAGGCUUGCUAUCUCACUCAGCAUAACAAAACAUUCCAUUCGGGUGCAAAACCGUUUAAAUGUGAUCGAUGCGGAAAAAGAUUUUCCGAUGACGUCUCUUACGAAGGGCAUUACAUAAAACAUACCGACAAUAAACCGUUCAAAUGCAAUGAAUGUCCCAAGUCCUUCAAUCAUAAAACAGACUUGCGCAGACAUAUGUGUCUGCAUUCUGGUUGUAAGCCUUUCGCAUGUGACCAUUGUGGUAAAGGAUUCAUUAGGAAAGAUCACAUGGUGAAACAUUUCGAUACACAUAUUAAGAAAAAUUUACGUUCAUCAUCGUCAUCGGUCUCGACGACCAUCUCGCCGACAUCAUUGACUCAUCUUGUUCUCAAUUAAAUUUUAUAAUAAUAUCGUUGCGCAUACAUAUCAUUUUUGAAUUAAAAAUAGAAACAUUGCAAUAAAUUUAUAAAUAUUACUAGAUGCGCGCAUGUGUCCGCGCCACCGCCACCCGCUCGCCUUCAGAAAUGCCGCGAAAAACUUUCUUUUAAAACAUCACCGUAAUACAAGUUAACUCGCGAAGGAAAACGAUCUGAUCAAAGUCAUAAUUUUAAGUGAAUAUACCAGGCUAAAACGUAAAUAUCAUCUACUUUUGUUGUAUUUUCUUCAUUUAAUAUAUUAUAUUUGUCAUAUAAAUAUGGAUUUUAAUAUUUUAAUUCGUAAAAAGAAAAAAACAAACUUCUAAAAUAUAAACUCUCGUCAUGACUAUUUACACAGGGUGACUUCAAAAUAUAAUAUUUUUUUUAAUAUAGUAUUUUACUAGUUAAUAAAUACUUUUUACAAAGGAACACGUCAAAAACUACAAAAUGGUGUAUCUUCCAUGUUGUUAUAAUUAUAUUACUCUAUUAAAUAUAAGAAGCAAUAAGGCCACCUAUUGUUUUCUCAUUGUAAUCUUUUUUGUAAUUGUUUUUAUUUAUAACAUGUUUACUAUUGUAAUUUUUUCGAGGAAACAAUAAAGAGUAUCUAUCUAUCUAUAAUUUGACGGCUUGAAGCACUAUAUAGUAUGAGAGCCUCAUAAUUUAUUGUUUCUUUAAGAAAAAAAAAAAGAUAUCAAACUAAUAAUUCCGAUUUCAACUUGUAUAUUACCGGUGAACGUCUGGAAAGUUUUGCUCUGUGUUUAUUUACUGUCCAAAAAUAACUAUUGCGACGUAAAUUACAGUGUAUUGUGAUUAUUAUAUCGGCUUUACUAACUUAUCAUCAUGUUUACAUAUCGAGUAGGAAAGUAGUCGGGCAAUCUCAAAGUUAAUACGUGCAUUGUAAUAUAAUAAAAUAUUAUACACAUUUUAUGUUCACGUUUCAAACGAUGCAAUACCGCCUAACGUAAGGAAUCAAGUUACUGCUGACGAGUCGACCGUAUGAUAAGAUGCUAUAGUUGGUCUAAUUAAUUCUCGUUUACAACAAAUUAUUUUGAUGUCAAAUAUAAAAUGUAGAUUAUCAUUACAUUAACGUAAAACUAUAAAAGAAAACAAAUUUUGAAAGUUUUGAAAUUUUUAACAUUUUUCUAUUAAAUUAUUCGUUUGGUGGUGUAACAAUAAAACAUGUAAUCAAUUACAUUCUUUACCAGAGGGGAUUAUGAAAAAAAAUCGUCUGCUUGGGUACCUUUGUCCCACUCAUAUUUGUACCGUGAUACAGUUGUAAAACUGUGUUUCAGUUUGAUGAUUGUGGGAUAUGACAAUUAAGUUACAGAGUACGGUGGCAUGAAACCUUAGUCCUCAAUAAUGACAACAAAUGAAGAGUACUAAGGGCGUCACUGUGUAUUUCGUAAUAUCCAUGAUGUUGUUCAAUGUUUAUAGGUGACGAUAUUCACUUUUCAUCAGAUGGGUCGUUUUUUUAUUUUAUUUUAUAAAAAUUUCCUAUA